AUGGAGACAUCUUCAUCAGAAACUCCUGGAGUUUCUGUUCCAAAUGCUGGCUUGGCAGACCCGGCUUCUUCUGUCCCACAAAGACGGGGUAAAAGAACAGCUCGGGAUGCUGCCUUAGAAGAAGAGACAAGAGAAGAAGAAGAAGACACUUCUCAGGGUUCACAGGAGCAAUCCUGUGCCAAAAAACAACGGCUUGAUCUUUCCACCAAGGCCUCCUGCAAAGCCCAUGACUCGGCCUGCUGCUUUCUAACAAAGCUCCGUAAAAUUGUGGAAAGCGACUGCUUCCAGUCCAUCUGGUGGGGCGACGAUGAGAACACCAUUGUGAUUGAGGAAACCCUCUUCAAAACAGAAGUGCUGGGAAGGACAGGACCUCUACACAACCUCAGCAUCGGCUGCAUGAAAGCCUUCGUUCGCCAGCUCCACCUGCACGGCUUCUUCAUUGUGGACAGCGAUUUGCCCACAGCUGCCUCUCGGGCAAAAUGCCCAGCAGGCGCAGCCGCGUCUGUUUGCAGUGAGUUGCUCUGCUACUACAACCCCAGUUUCAAGAAAGAGUACCCAUGUCUGCAGAAAUGGUUCAAGUGGAGCGCUGGCGUACGAAGGAGAGCAUCAGCUGCAUUCCCACCAGAGCUGGAUUUCAAGGAGGGCCCUGUGAGCAGCCCUCCGAACAGACGGCGAGGCCCUGCAGCAUCAGCGGGCAGUGAGCCCGCCGCUAGCAACAGCGGAGCUGGAGGCGACCGAGUUGGACAUCAGCACAAUUCAUGCCAUAGCAGAUAG
This is a messenger RNA of Centrocercus urophasianus (Greater sage-grouse), 774 nucleotides long. RefSeq names its product heat shock transcription factor, Y-linked-like. Gene Ontology annotation, molecular function: sequence-specific DNA binding; DNA-binding transcription factor activity. The coding region runs from base 1 to 774 and encodes 257 amino acids. Gene Ontology annotation, biological process: regulation of DNA-templated transcription. The transcript has 2 exons. NCBI's taxonomy places the organism in Eukaryota, Metazoa, Chordata, Aves, Galliformes, Phasianidae. The record is from RefSeq and is a predicted model, not a curated record.